CCUGCUGAGCGGGUAGGAUGCAGCGGUAUGCACUACACAACGGCCGUGUUACUCAUGGGCCUGCUCACGAACGCGGCCGUUGAAAUAACACCGACUACAGGAGCUACUGAAGCAUCUACUACAAUUAGCCCACCGCCCACAGUUUUCCGCAAUACUAUGGCAACAAUCACACGACCGGGUACAAGACGAAAAUCUGGAUCCCCGAUGCUUAACUAUAUUUUCGACUCCUACGCGACAAGCAAACAACAUUUUCAUGAUACCUUUAAAGCACCAUCAUUCGAAGGAGAUUUGAGCUCGGAGACAAUCAUGGAUGCUGACACAGGCUCAACAGUGCUCUUUGAUUGCAAAGUCUCCUCUUUGAGGGACAAGACGGUAUCCUGGCUAAAAGUCUCAGAUGAUGAGAACUUAGAACUAUUGACGAUAAACUUAAUAACUUACACAGCUGAUUCAAGAUUCAAAGUAGACUUGGCUGGAGAGAAUUGGAAGUUAUCAUUGUCUGAUGCAAAAACUAAAGAUUCCGGUGUAUAUUGGUGUCACGUGUCUACUCAUCCGCCUAUGUUAAGAGUUUUUAGACUUCAAGUACAUGCACCAGAUAUGAAAAUUAGCAAAGAAACAUUUUUAGAAACCGGAGAAACCCUAUCACUUAAGUGUAUGGUUUUAAAUUUGAACCCUGGGGACGUGACACCCGAGUUGUUCUGGCACAGGGGUAAUAAUACCACCCCCUUGGAUGAGGUUCGAGGGGGCGUUUUGGUAGAAACUGAUCAACUGACAUUGACAAGUCAUCUUCAGGUGGCUCAACUCAAACUAGAAGACGCUGGAAACUACACCUGUGCUCUGGAAGCUCCUCUACACAUGAGAGCAACGACAAGAGUUCAUGUAUUACAAGGUUCAAGCUUGGCUGAGCUGCAAAGCGGCGUAAAAACCACAACAAGCUACAUAAGCCUCCUCGUAACGUCAUUAUUAAUCGUUCUAGGAGCACGACACCAUGACGUAAGGUGACCUAGUUAGAUAUAAAAUACACUCAAAGGAUACGGAACGCUAGAAUUUUUAUGGGAACAAGUUAUUGUAAACAGUGCGUUUGAAGUAUUCCAAAUUCAAAUUAUACUAAAUUCUAAAUUUAAAAUAUAUCUGGCAUACCAAUUAAUAUUGUAAUCGACAGGUGACAACCAUUGUUUUUUGUACUCUAUGAACCCCUUAUUUAUAAACUAACUUAAUAUAAUUGAAUUAUUUCAUACUAUUCCUAGAUGUCAUACAAUGUACGCUGUGAUGAAAAGUGACAGAUAAAAAAUCACAAGCAAUGUGAAUUGGAUAAUAUUAAUUAUUAUUAACAACCAAUCAAUUAUUGGUCUAUGAAAAUGUAAAUUGUCGUUACUUUAAUCGAAAUAUACUUCAAACGCAUUACAAGUUUUGAUUAUUGAUUGGAGUAAGUACACAAAUAAAAGGUUCAAAGCCUGCGACAUAAUGUCUUUAAGAAUAGUCAUAUCAGAAUAAUAAAAAUAUCACUUAAAGAUUUGUAUAGAUAAGAUAAGGAAUGCUUUUAGAAAUAGAACAGUAUAAACUUAGUCUUAAGUUUUUGUUUUCUCUCUUCAAUAUCCGUUUCUUACAUGACGUGUCUUAAUCUCAUGGCAUAAUAAUAAUUCUAGAAAAUUUAAAGAGAAAUACGAUUAUCAGUAAUACUGGAAAUAUGCGUUAUGCUUUGUGAAGUCACAGGUGUGUAAUAAUUGGUUUAAUUACUGUCAUGUAUUUUGUUGGCUUUACUUACCACAAGAAUGCCUACAUUCACAUUAAAAGAAUAAAUCGUGUAAUAAAUAAACAAAUGAGAACUUCUCUCUGUAUUUAUUUCAUAGGCUUUAAAUAUGUUUCCAUGGAAACCAAAUCAUAUAGAAACGAUUGCGUUUAGAAUUAUGUGUCCCGUCCAGGAUGUUUUUAAUUUUGUAAAUAAAUGUAUGUUAAAUAAGUGUUUUCUGCACUAAAAUAUCUUCUUCACAUAUCUUACUAUCUGAAUAGCACUAUUAUUAAAACGGUUUUAUAGUGUUAAGUAUCUGUACAACUGUAUCUUUAUCAUGUGUUUUUCAUUUGUUUAUGAAUGAACCUAUCAUUUGAUACUAUAAAUGUGUACUUUAAAAACAAACCGCUCGUUGAUAUACCGCUGUUGAUAUGUUAUAAAUAUCAAGUCAAUUUUUAAAAUCAUACGAGUAAAAGCAUAUAAAGUAACAUAUAUUGUACAAAAUAAAAUAGGUAUAACUAGAAUGUGAAUCUAACGGAAAAUUUAAAAUGUGUCUUUUUUAAAAAGUCAGUCACACUUUGAUUCUCGGAAAUUAAUCGCAAAAUGCAAUACAGAUGUAAUUAUUACAAGCCGUCAUACCAUUAACCUUCUCGUAACUUCUUAAUUUUCUCCUAUUACCUAAGAAACGAUUUCACCUGCCCGAUCGAUUGAACAAUUACGAUGGGAUGGCGAGCGUGUCCCACAUUCUACGACUCAAUGUUCAAAUACCUUAGUUCAAUUGGAAAUCAAUUCUAUUCUACAUUUAUUCCGGCUUCCUUUAAUGUGUAUUGGGAUUAGAGGAAUGCACUAAGCACCGGUUAAUGGGCCAGGUGAUAGGGUAGAUGUGUUUUAUAUUUUCUUAUUGCAGCUUUGUCUUUAUGUAUACACGCUUAAAUA
Molecule: messenger RNA, 2662 nt
Organism: Pieris rapae (cabbage white)
Lineage: Eukaryota; Metazoa; Arthropoda; Insecta; Lepidoptera; Pieridae
Exons: 8
Coding region: 28-999 (323 amino acids)
Biological process (GO): synapse organization
Cellular component (GO): neuron projection membrane
Source: RefSeq, a predicted model, not a curated record